GCGCAGCGUUGGCCACAGCAGCUCCACUUUUAGACGAAAAAAGAUUACAAAAAUUGCAAAAAAAUAAACAUAAAAGCGGCAAACAAUUGUGGCAAUUGCGUAAAUUGGGGAAAAAUAACAAGAGUGCCUGAGCUGUACCGGUAGAGGUGGUGAUAAGCAAGGGCUGCUGCUCCGAAGUCUGCACACCCACCACCCGCGCCAAGUGACUCGCCUUAAAAAUUUUAAUGACGUUGCAUGACCAUUUUCGACAAUUUAAUUGAAUACCAAUUUUGAUUAUUGAUUUCCCACUGAGAGGUCAUAAAUAUCGUAGCAAACACCACAAACGCCAUAAUCGGACUAUAUUUACCACAACAUUUACAAAAACAAAAUAAACUCGCACAUAAAACCUUUAUUAAGACAAUUGUACUACCACCACAACUGCAAUCACGGCGGUCGGCAUGUAUCCAUGGAAUUCAACAUCUUACAGCCCAAGUGGCGGUGGCGGUGUCAGUAGCGAACGCCGCAUGACUAUGCCGAGUGGUCUAGACGAUCAGGAGAAGCUUUUGGCCGAAGCUAUAGGCACAGCGAAAAAACAGGCAUUCCAAAUGAAUCACUUCCUCGACAAGGAUCGCAUAUUGGAUGCGCUUAAAUGUGCUAGCACAAUGCUGAGCGAGCUGCGCACCUCCAUGCUCUCGCCGAAGAGUUACUAUGAGUUAUAUAUGGCCAUCACCGAUGAGCUUUGCCACCUGGAAUUAUAUUUGAGCGAAAAAGCCAACAAAGAUACGGAUUAUUAUGAACUUGUGCAGUAUUCGCAUACAAUUGUGCCACGUCUAUAUCUGCUCAUUACCGUCGGUAUUGUGUACAUCAAAAAAGAUUCCACGCUUAAGCGUAGUAUACUCAAAGACUUGGUAGAGAUGUGCCGUGGUGUGCAACAUCCACUACGUGGGCUCUUCCUACGCAAUUAUUUGCUGCAGUGCACGCGCAACAUAUUGCCUGAUGUGCUUGUGGCAGAAAACGAACAUCAUGGCAAUGUAUUGGAUGCCAUCGAUUUCGUCUUGACGAACUUUGGAGAGAUGAAUAAAUUAUGGGUGCGUAUGCAGCAUCAGGGCCACUCUAGCGAAAAGUCACGGCGCGAGAAAGAACGUGAAGAGCUAAAGAUUUUGGUGGGCACGAACCUGGUACGUCUUUCGCAACUCGAAUCUGCCACGUUGGAACACUACCAGCGCUAUAUAUUGCCUGGUAUAUUGGAGCAGGUGGUUAGUUGUCGUGAUGCUAUUGCACAGGAGUACCUAAUGGAGUGUAUUAUACAAGUGUUUCCCGAUGAAUUCCAUCUGCAAACCUUAGAUCCGUUCCUAAAGUCGUGUGCCCAACUGGAAACUGGUGUAAACGUAAAGAAUAUAAUAAUUUCUUUGAUCGACCGCUUGGCGGCCUACAAUCAGAGGAGUGGCAAGGUUUGCAAAACCAUCUUUUAUACAUUUAAGCAUACAAUGAUAGGAAAUAUUUUAUUUUCGCAGACAAGCGGGACUGACAUUGAGUCCAUUAUACCGCCUGAAGUGCAGUUAUUUGAAGUGUUCAGCAUUCAAGUGGCAAAUAUUGUGCAGACUCGCACCGAUAUGCCACUGGAAGACACGAUAUCUCUGCAGAUUGCGCUGCUAAGUCUCGCGCAAAAAGUUUACCCAGAUCGCGUUGAUUACGUGGAUAAAGUGCUUGGCACCACGACACAAAUCUUGGAGAGCCUAGAAAUGAAUAACAUUUCUCAUUUCCUGUCGGUAAAUCAAGAAUUAUCGCGUCUCCUGCGCAUUUGCAUCGAUUUCUACAACAAUGCACUGACUGUUAUACAACUAAAGAACUUCACGCCACUACUAGACAAGUUCGACUAUGUUUCACGAAAAUCAGUGGCCCUCUAUUUGGUUAUGAAUGUGCUUGAAUUUGAAACUCUCAUACCAACAGCUGAACAAACUGAACAUGUACUGACCAUAAUCACACCGCUAAUCAAAGACGAGGAAGUGCCCAUUGGUCCGGAUGGCAAACCAGUUCCCCAACCAGUCAAUGGUAAUAACUUCGAUCCCGAAGAAUUCGCCGAGGAGCAAGGCAUUGUUGCGCGUUUCAUCCACUAUAUAAAGUCCGAUGAACCCGACAUGCAGUAUAAAAUUCUACAAUCCGCACGCAAGCAUCUGGGCGCCGGUGGCCCACAACGCAUCAAGCAUGUUCUACCGCCACUCAUCUUUUCUGCCUACCAAUUGGCCUAUAAAUAUAAGGCAAUCGCUGAGGAGGAUGAAAACUGGGAUAAGAAGUGCCAGAAAAUAUUACAAUACUGCCACAGCACAAUUGCGGCGAUAGCCAAAGCCGACUUGGCCGAUCUGGCGUUGCGUUUGUACCUACAAGGUGCGCUGGUUAUUGGUGAAAUAGGUUACUCAAAUCACGAAACAGUGGCUUAUGAAUUUAUGACGCAAGCAUUCUCACUGUACGAGGAUGAAAUCUCUGAUUCAAAGGCACAGUUGGCAGCAAUUAUGCUUAUCAUGUCCACAUUCGAACAAAUGGCAUGCUUUAGUGAAGAGAACGCUGAGCCUUUGCGCACAAAUUGUGCGCUUGCAGCCUCUAAACUAUUGAAGAAGCCCGAUCAGUGUCGUGGUGUGGUGGCGUGCGCUGCGCUCUUCUGGAGUGGCAAGAAAAAUGGUGAGGAGAUGCGUGAUGAGAAACGCACGCUGGAGUGUUUGAAGAAGGGCGCACGUAUAAUUGCGCAUUGCUUGGACGUUGGUGUACAAGUGCAGCUAUAUGUCGAAUUGUUGAAUCACUAUCUCUUUUAUUUCGAACGUGGUAAUUCCCUGAUUACUGUGGCAAUGUUAAAUCAGCUUAUCGCCAAAAUCAACGAGGACUUACCAAAUCUGGAGUCCACCGAGGAGACUAAACAAAUCGAAAUGCAUUACAAAAACACAUUAGCGCAUAUUAAAAGCCGCAUGGAAUCGAACGAUGCGGGCUUGGAGGUUUCAUUCGCCGGCAUUUCCAUAAAUUAGUAAAUGUAAUGUGUCAUUACUUAAAGCGCAUAUAGUUUUUGUACAGCGUGCGUUCUCAGUAUGGUUUUUAUUUGAAUUAUCUCUAUAUACCGUUUGCAUUGUAUGAAUGAUAGCAGUAUGUAAUUGAAGCGCCAGCAGUAUGAACUUCCUUUUGAGUUUUAAAACACAAAACGCUUCCCUAUUUUAUUAUCUGCUUAAGUUGUAACUACAGUGCUAUUUUUUUCACUUCUGCACUUAAUUUUUUGUUGCAUAUUUUACAAAAAAGCAUAAAAAGCUAAAAAUGGUAUUCAGUUGUUCAAAGUGAUUAUAUAUAUGACAGCUUCUAUUAUGUGUUUAGCGAAUUAAAAUUAUAUCGAAAUUCCAUUUAUUGUAAAUCGAUUGGAAGACUAUUAUAAAUAUUGUAUUGAUUAAAUUGUUAAUCACUUGAUUAUUGCUAAAAUUAUGCCCAUUUAUUUCCAAUUUCUUUACAUAUUUAUGCCCAUACUUACGAUUAUUAUGUAGGCGAUAAAGCUUGUUACUUGCUUAGCUUCUCCAAAUCGGAAUUAUACUUCAAUUGCUGCAAUUUUUAGUUGCUUAAAACAACAACACAUUCUCGAUAA
Rhagoletis pomonella (apple maggot) is the source of this 3592-nucleotide messenger RNA. It is a transcript of the gene Vps35, whose product is annotated as vacuolar protein sorting-associated protein 35. The coding region runs from base 438 to 2993 and encodes 851 amino acids. The record is from RefSeq and is a predicted model, not a curated record. The transcript is spliced from 9 exons. NCBI's taxonomy places the organism in Eukaryota, Metazoa, Arthropoda, Insecta, Diptera, Tephritidae. Gene Ontology annotation, cellular component: retromer, cargo-selective complex; retromer complex; late endosome. Gene Ontology annotation, biological process: intracellular protein transport; retrograde transport, endosome to Golgi.